This is a messenger RNA of Hibiscus syriacus, 716 nucleotides long. RefSeq lists its product as uncharacterized. The transcript has a single exon. NCBI's taxonomy places the organism in Eukaryota, Viridiplantae, Streptophyta, Magnoliopsida, Malvales, Malvaceae. Bases 244 to 678 code for a protein of 144 amino acids. The record is from RefSeq and is a predicted model, not a curated record.
GCUCUCUCUCUCUCUCUCUCUCUGUCUCAUCCAAAAUUGUUAACUUUAAGGUUCCCCAUUGGUGAGUUCGUCUGCAAAGGAUUUCAUCGGUUGAAUUCCUUGGUAUUCUCACUGUAAAGUACGGGUUUUUUCUUCUUUUUCCUUUUGAAUCUUCAUUGGAACAUUUUUGGGAUUGUGAAGACAAUGGGAAGACGAUCCGGGCAACAACUGAAUCAAGGCACGUUAUAGACGAAAUUCGGUGCAAUGGGCCUGUCUAUGUUCUUCGUGAUCUGCAUUCUCCACUCGGCGAUCGCCAUAACAAGUGGAUCCUUGAUAAUGUUCUACCUCGACGAGAUCAGUGUAUUCGGCCACGGUGUCGAAACGGCUCAAAAGCUUUCGGGUUCAACCCCACAUGAUCAACUGUUGAUUCAGACAUCCAAUUCUUUCGUCGGUUUGCUUCUCUUCGUAGUCGGGUUCUUGUUGUUCAUGGUAGCCUUCAUCGACGACAAACAGUUCCAGAGCUUUUUCGCCAAAGGAUGUGUGCUCCUCCACUUAUCGAUGGCUCUUUGGAGGGUUAGUUUUGAGAGGAGGUUGGAGGAUCUGGCUUGGGAUUGGCCCAGACAACUGGUUGGCGAUUUCCUGCUGGCUCUUUCUUGGAUCUUCUUUUUACUCUAUACUUGGAAAGAGAAGUAUGAUUAGCACCAUCAUUUACUCUGAAUCUCUGCAUUUACCCUGAA